Messenger RNA from Mesoplodon densirostris (Blainville's beaked whale), 4126 nucleotides. Its product is annotated as tigger transposable element-derived protein 1-like. Lineage: Eukaryota; Metazoa; Chordata; Mammalia; Artiodactyla; Ziphiidae. Gene Ontology annotation, cellular component: nucleus. The transcript is spliced from 4 exons. Gene Ontology annotation, molecular function: DNA binding. Bases 1 to 2187 code for a protein of 728 amino acids. The record is from RefSeq and is a predicted model, not a curated record.
AUGGAAAAAGGCGGCCUUGGGCGCCCCCGCCUGGACUCUGUGCUCGGCGGCCUCGUCGCCGAACUACGUUUCCCGGUAGGCCCUGGGCGACUGGACGCAGCACCUAGCGGGCCGUCGGGGGCGGGGCCCACGCUGCCUCCUCCAAUCCCGGCCGUCGUCCGGCAACCUCCGCCUCCGCCGACAAGAUGGAGGCUGGCCUCGGCCGCCGCCGGGAAGCGGCACCUGAAGCCGGAGAUGGGGAGAGGCCGCAGCUCAGUCGGCCCACUUGAGGAAGCCGGCCCACGUCGCGGUCCGGAGCAUGGAGGUGCUUCUGCUCAUCGGUGUCUGAGAGGCAGAGGCGGGCGUGGCAGGAGAGGCCCAGAGGCCAUUGUGGGCACGGCAGUAGCUACCGUGGACGGGCAGUGGGGAGAGAGCUUCUUGAGGUGCAUGGCUCGGGGAAGCGGCAUGAAGACAAUCCCCCACCCGCAGGUGCUGGGGAAGGCGCCCCUUGGGAUUGGCCUCCGCCACAGUGCCAAGCGGGACCGGAAGUCCAUCACCCUGCAUGUGAAGCUGGAGGUGCUUCGGAGGUUUGAGGAGGGUGAGAAGCUGACGCAGAUCGCCCGGGCCCUGGGACUGGCCACCUCCACUGUUGCCUCGAUCCGCGUGAACAAGGACAAGAUCCGGGCCAAUUCUCAGGCAGCCACGCCCGUCAGCACCACCCAGCUGACCCGCUGCCGGGGUGUGCUGAUGGGCCGCAUGGAACGCCUCCUGAGCCUGUGGAUAGAGGAGCAGAAGCGGCAGAACCUGCCUGUCAGCACGCUGCUCAUCCAGGACAAGGCGCGCCGGCUCUUUGCCCAGCUGCAGCACGAGCAGGGCAGCGGCGCCCAGGCUGAGACGUUCGGGGCCAGCAAUGGCUGGUUUGCCCGUUUCAAGCUGCGCCACAACGUGCUGCUGACGGAUGAGCCGGCCGUGGCCGACGCCCAGGCUGCCGCACGCUACCCCGUGGUGCUGCGCGCGAUUCUGGACGAGGGCUGCUACUCACCACGGCAGGUCUUCAACGUGGACGAGACGGGCCUGUUCUGGAAGCGGCUGCCUGAGCGCAUGCUUCUGGCACUGGAGGGGACAGCUGGGCCUGGGGCCAAGGCCUCUAAGGACCACCUGACCCUGCUGCUUGGUGGCAACGCGGCUGGUGACUUCAAGCUGAAGCCCCUGCUGGUGUACCCCUCGGAGAACCCGCGUGCCCUCAGGGGCUGCUCCAAGGCCAGCCUGCCUGUGGUCUGGCGCUCCAACCGCAAUGAUUGGUUGACGCCUAGCAUCUUCCAGGAGUGGUUUACUGGUUGCUUCUGCCCAGCUGUGGAAAGCUACUGUGCCAGCCAUGGCCUCCCACACCGCGCCCUGCUGCUGCUGGACAGCGCACCCUGCCACCCUGUCCACUUGGGUGGCCUCUCAGCCCACGUGCGUGUUGAGUUCCUGCCCAAGAACACGUCAGCCCUGAUCCAGCCCAUGAACCAGGGUGUCAUUGCCACCUUCAAGGCCCAUUAUCUGCGCCACACACUCAGCCAGCUGGUCCAGGAGACGGCGGGUACAGACCGGCCCUCCGUGCGGGAGUUCUGGCACAGCUAUACUGUCAUGACGGCUGUAGACAACAUUGCUAAGGCCUGGGCAGCGCUGCAGCCUGCCGCCAUGAACGGCGCCUGGAGGAAGCUGUGGCCCGAGUGCGUGCCCGCUGGUGCCCCCGAGCCCAACGCCGUCCCCCAGCUCCGUCACAGCACUGUGACACUAGCCAGCUACGCAGGCCUCGGGGAUGUGGCCGAGGCCGAUGUUGCCCACCUGCUGCAGGCCCAUGGGGAGCCCUCGCCCUGCAGCAUCCCCCAGGAGGUGGAGGUCGGGGAUGUCAGUGACUCUGGGCUGCCCUGUGAGGCGGGGAAAGGCCUGGCCUCCAGAAGACCAGAGUCAGAUCUCAUGGAGGCCAUGGAGGGUGUGGAGACUGAGGAAGUAAGUGUGGGUGCACUGCGCCCUGAGCACCUGGCCCAGGCGCUGUCCCACUUUGCUGCUGGCCUGCGAGUCCUCAUAGAGAACGAUCCCAACCGGGAACGCAGCCUGCGGGUGUCCCGGGGUGUCCACUGUGCCCUUACCCACCUCCGAGAGCUGCAGCGGGAAAGGAGGCGACAGGCUCGGGCAGUUGCGGGGCCUCAAGGGGCCCCAUGAUGGUGGCAACAAAGGAGUUGGCAGAAAGCCUGCACUCACCCCAGGUGGGGCCCACAGAGGGUGGGCAACUGGCCAAGGGCACAAACCCUCAAGGACAGACCUCUGUGGCUGUCCUGUGUGAUAUAGGGCUUGGGCCUGACCUCAGAUGAGCUUUGUCUGAUGAUGUUUCGUUUCUGGAGGGGAGACACUGCCACUUCUCACCCAUCGUUCUCAUACCUCACGCACUGCCAUCUUUGUACAGUGGCACACAGAGCAUCAGCCUUGGGAAACAAGAGGGGGGUGGUCUCUGAUUGGCAGAUGAGCUGCGGGACCCAGGAGUGCCCAUCCGUGUCAGAGACACACCCUGUAGAAGAGCAGUUGCCAAGCACAGCCCACCAGGGUAGCCUUCCUUGUGGUGAGGGGCCAGGGUUGAGACAAGCCUCUCCUAUUUGCCAACCCUGACCUGUCCGUGCACCGUUGUGACUCUUCCUAGCCAACUCUAGAUGGGGGUUUCCUACUCUCCUUGCUCACCUUCCGUGCCAUCCUCACUCUUUCCGGCUUCCACAGCUUUUGUUGUCUGAGGUUUCUGGUACCUUCCCUGUGCCCGAGCCCAUGGGCGUGUGUGGCUUUCCUUGGUUGGAGAUGUUUUCUUCCCUGGGUUUCUGUGCUGUGGUUGUCUUGGCUUCCCUCCAGCCUCUGAGGCUGAGCCUUCUGUCACUUUAAUGGUCUCCCAGACCUAGAGCUCUUUGGAAAAUCUCAGCCAUUCUUGAGGGCUCAGUGGCCACCUCAGGGUCAGCUCCGAGCACAUUGGCUGUAGCCCAGCCUCUCCCCAAGGUUAGAAAGAAACAUGGCUCCGAUUCCAAUGGAUUGGCUCCUUGAACAGUCUUGCUAUCUCCCGUCAUUCCAGCUUGUUCUCCUGUCCCCCUAGAUUGUAACAGCAAGCACGCUGGGGUAUCCACUUGACUCUGUAGACAUACCAUAUGGGCCACCAAAACCCAGAGAGUCAUCAAGGGAAGGAGUUCUUGUACUCCAGCUAGGUGAGUCACAGGCGGUGAGCCAGGGCUGUCUGGCUUCCUGGACUCCUUUCGACACAGGUACCUGCAUGUGUCUGUGAACGUGUGCCCGUGACACACACGCAUGCCAAGAGUAAAGCUGGGAGAAAGGAUUCCUUCUACCUCUGUCCCAGCUAACACUUGCAGUGCUGGGCCUGCUGUCCAUAUGUAAAAGGGGCCGGAGGCCAGGGAGGGGUUCCAGGGUCCAGCCUUCCUGGGAGAAAGGCCAGAUGAGGUCCCUUGUUUGCUUUCUUGGGGGGAGUGGCAAAAGGGGUGGCAAGGGGACGUAGAAGAGCUUUUCUUAGGAGCCCGGUGACUGACCGGAUUAAUAAACGGCACGAAUGAUGAGCACUUGUAAUGUGCUAGGUGUUGGGGAGACCAGGGUGGGAGAGACCGGCUUCAGGAGCUGCCGGCCCAAAGGCUGUUACGUUCUGUGUGACGACGGCUACGAUGGGCGACUUGUGAGGGACCCAAACCUAGCUGGGGUCAGAGGAAGAGGACAUGAUACGGAAGGCUUUCUGGGGAGGUGCUGCCCCAGGCAUCAGAGAGGGGCCUGUUUUAGGCGGCCUAGCACGGUGUGGCUGGUGAAGCCCUGAGGACGGGGAAGCAGGAGCAGCCCCGAUGGAGGCGGAGUGCGGCACAGCAGCUGAAAGAGGCAGGUGACCAGGUGGGAGGAAAUGCCACAUCCGCCGGGCGGGAGGAGUAGAGAGGCAACUGAGCGGCAACCUGGCACAGUCGAGCGGACGGAUAGCGAGGGGAUCUGAGGUCGCGCGGAUGAGCCCAUCUGGCUCCACAGCUCUUUACCUCGGAACCCGGGACACCGCCAGCACCUCCGGGAAGGCGCCGCGGAGCGUCGGGAGUCGCACCACUGGCUCCCCCUUGAAGGCCACUGUAGAACUCCAUUUCCC